This is a messenger RNA of Sinocyclocheilus rhinocerous, 846 nucleotides long. Its product is annotated as potassium voltage-gated channel subfamily C member 4-like. The coding region runs from base 40 to 297 and encodes 85 amino acids. The transcript is spliced from 2 exons. The record is from RefSeq and is a predicted model, not a curated record. NCBI's taxonomy places the organism in Eukaryota, Metazoa, Chordata, Actinopteri, Cypriniformes, Cyprinidae.
GUGCUGUCUGCCGACUGCAGCGCAGGAAGUGACAUCACCAUGUCUCCGGAGGAGCGGACACACAUGCGGCACUCCAGCGUCCGUGAACAGGACCGUCACACCGAAGGAACCUGCUUCCUGUUGGCCGCCAGCGACUACACCUGCACAGCGGACGCGGCCAUUCGCAAAACAGCUACUGUAUCACCUCUGGCUGACGUACAGUUUAUAUCGGCCAGAGACGGGGAAGGCGGGGCCAGCAGAGACUCAGAUGGAUUUGAUGAAUUGGAUUGGACAGUCUGGAAUAGAAUAAGCCUGUGAUUGGACAGUUCUGAAAGCGGACGCUCUGUGAACAGAAAAGCACACUUACGGAUCGAUCGGACUGCUCACGACAUUUGGAGUUUCCCGUUUAUUUUCGGUGUGGAUACAGACUGAAGCCAGUCGGCGCAAUGAAAAAAAAAAAAUCACGAUAUGGAUAGUGAAACGUUUCCUGCUUAAAACGAGUCGGCUCUCCAUUUAAAUGUCGCAUCUGUAUAAAGGACACACAUCCACCUGUGGCUUCCCCUCUGUGACAGGUAGCAAAUCAAACACCCCCUCGAACCCCCUUCCAAGGCCUCUGUCGUUGCAAUAAGUGUAUUAAGAUGUGUAGAGGCACAAGUGUUUAAAAAUGAAGUAUUAGUGUAUCGACUAUACUAAACUACAGAGUAGAGAGAAAGUAAACACGAUAAGUUUAAUAAAUGUGACCUUCAGUCAUUUAUGUUUUUAUUUGCUCUAGUAUCUCUGGUGGAUUCAUUGUUGUCUUUGUGUGUGUUUGUAUGUGGGAUGUUGAUCUCAAAUGGGACACUUAAAGGAAUAGUUAAGCCAAAAAUU